Molecule: messenger RNA, 4055 nt
Organism: Oryzias melastigma (Indian medaka)
Lineage: Eukaryota; Metazoa; Chordata; Actinopteri; Beloniformes; Adrianichthyidae
Gene: txndc16
Product: thioredoxin domain containing 16
Exons: 19
Coding region: 368-2887 (839 amino acids)
Source: RefSeq, a predicted model, not a curated record
ACAGGAAGUGUUAGAGAGUUUUGCUAAUACGAACGAACAUUUUCUUUAAAAUGUGUUUUUGUUUUACGAAAUUUAUUAUUUUUCUCUGUGAAAAAAGUCUCCGUAAUUAUCGUAGGUCGGCGUAGACAAACACCGUCAUGUAUAACAUGAAUUUAAACGCAUUUAUUUUCAGUCUAUCGCUUUAUUUUUUAGCUAGCACCCGCCGCUAACGAACUGUUAGCGUUUUAUCCUUUAUGUUUAGCUAACUUAACAUAGGAUAUAAAUGAAUAUGUAAAAAAUAAGAGCUUUUUCAAUUUUUUUGUGUGUGAAUAGGCCACUUUUUUUUGAAAGGGGAAAAUGUAAAACCUUUAUCUCAGUAUCCUUCAGGAUGUGGGUCUGGACUGCUGCUUUUUUCCUGCUAGGACUGAGUUUAGGGAGAUGCACGCAGAAGGAAAAACUAUCCAACCGGAUGGAAAUCCCAGCUGCUGACUUCUAUGAGAAGCUGCAAUUUGGAAAGAUCAUGUUUGUUUAUUUUGAGCACCAAGUCUCUCCAGCCAUCUCUUUGUUUCUGGUGGAGAUGGAAAAGUCCGCUGAAGUUCUUCAGGAUUACGGCGUUUUAGUCGGAAAAGUGAACUGUCAGACAGAGAUGGUGCCCACGUACUGCACAGAGGAGCGGCUGCAGCACACAGCUUUCCUGUUCCGAGGCGGAAAGGAGUUCUUGAGCUUUGACUUGGACACAAUCUUUGACGUCAACUCCAUCGUGGCCGAAGUCCUCUUCGCCAUACUACGGGAGGAGGUGAAGUACGUCCACACGGACGCCGACCUCCUGGCCAUGGAGAGGACAGCUAGAGGGAAGAAGGACAUUGUCCUCAGCUACGUCCAAAGCCUGGGAACACAAGAACACAGGUCGAUCAUGGAGACGGCGUACGUGUACGGAUCCAAACAUCAGUUCAUCCUCAUCACUGGAGGUCCUGUACUGAAACAGCUGGGGGUGAACGAAUCCUCGCGGUCGUCUGGGGUUUGGUUCCUGCACUGCAGAGUCUCCGCCGGGCUCCCCGCCCCCACGGCAUCCGAGCGCUGCCCUUCGACCCGCAUGAGGAGGGCCCUGUCCACCCUGAGCCUGCACUCCUUCCUGCAGCUGAUGGAGGCGCCGUUGGUGGUGCGCCCCCCGCCGUCGCCUCCCUUUCCUCUCACCUGUGCAGCUCUGAAAUGUUUCUCUCGUCGGCAGUCUGAAGUGGACGUGGACCCGUCCUCCGUCCCGCCGCCUCAGUUCCCCUAUCAGCUGACCCCACAGGUCUUCCUCUUCUCCCGGCCGGCCACCGAGCACCUGGACCGGGACGCGGCCACCGCCCUGGCGUGGAGGCUCCGCGGCGUCGCUCUGGUGCUGCUGGUGCACAGGCAGAGUCCCGCCGUGAAAACCCCCGAAGAGUUCAACGCCGCGUACCGCCUCCCCGAGAAGAGUUCAGAGGUGAAGUAUUUAACCUCACACAGCCUCGAUGAGGUCUCAGACAUCUUAGAUCAAGAGGAUGAGGAAGAUGAGGAGGAGGAGGAGGAAGAGGAGGAUGAGUCGCAAUUUGGAAAGCUGGACGACGAAGUUGCAGCGUCUGUCUUUGAAAACCGAGGCAACCCGAUGGAUUUGGACUCCAUUACCCAUCUCACCUCUGAAAACUUCCACACCGAAGUUGCAUCAAGCCGCCUCACGGUGGUGCUGUUCUACCUCAAAUGGGACGCUGUUUCCAUGGCAUUUCUCAGCUCUUUCAUUGAAGUUGCAGAGAAACUUGCAGAAUCCGAGGUUGACGAUGUCCAGAUGAGCGCGGUGGACUGUGGGGAGUGGACUGACCUCUGUGCCGCUCAGCCCGGCGCACCCGUGCCCUUCCAGCCAAUCACAGAGUUUCCCAGCGUCGUGCUGCUCCGCCCACAAGAGUCACCUCAGUACUAUAAAUACAUGCUGGGCAGUGAGGCGCUACAUCGCUUUAUCGUACAGAGCCGCGCUGCCGCUCCAGUGCGACUGUCCUCUCAGGAGGAAGUGAUGUCAUUCCUCCAGGAAGUACCCCGCGGUGCACUAGCAGGCAACAAACCCGACAGAGUUCUGGGGUUGUUCGGGACACAAACAGAAGCAUCGACGUUCCUCGAGGCCGCAAAGUCCCUCAGAGGAGAAGUGCUGAGUGGACUGCUGACGGACGGACCGGCAGAGAAAUGGGCUGCAGCUCACGGCCUGGAUCUCCCCGCCGUGUUGGCGUUCCCGUACUGGAGGACUCCCGCUCAUCCGUCGGUUCUGCCGGCGUCCUCCUGCGCGGCGGAGCUGCUCGCACACGUUCGCACGGCGAUGCUCCACCCCAUGCCUGAGCUAACGGUGGAAAACCUGCCGUCCUUCCUGUCUCUGGGGAAAGCCUUGCUCCUGCUCUUUGUGGGGGAGGAGGAGGACGAGAUCGGGCGGAGGCAGAACCAGGAGCUGCUGGAGGAGAUGAGGAGAGUGGUGGAGGUGGGAGGAGCCAGGGCGGAGCCAUACCUGGCCUGCUGGAUCCACCUGGGCCGCACUCCGGCGGGGAUGUCUGUCCUGGGGUCCUAUCUGGGGUACAUGCCCCCCCUCCCCGCUCUGGUGCUCGCACAUUUACCAACCGGGGAGGAGGUCUAUCGGUACCCGGCUGACAGCGUCGUGGCGGCCUCCUCCGUUCUGCAGUGGCUGCAGAGGAUCCAGGACGGCGCCGAACCGCCAGCAGGGAUGCUGGGAGCAGACAGCUGGCCUCCUUCGGCCGACUUUUACGACUUCCUGAAAGUGAUGGAGGCGCAGGAACCGCCGACCCCGGCUGACGAGGAGGAGGAGCUGGAGGAGGAAGACUCGUACGGCGAGGAGCCUGUGACGGACGGGAGUCCUGACCUCACUCCCAGAAUUCACUCUGAACUUUAGGGAACAGAGAGAUGGAACGUGAUUGGCUGCUGAUGGGGUUGAGUCAUCGUUUUAGUUCCAUUUUAAGAAGAUGACCACUGGAGUUUUUUUACUGAUUGUUGCAUCAUGUACUGUAUGUUCAUAGAAGGUUUUAAUGAAUCAUAUUCCUGUGAUUUAUACAAAUAAAUUGACAUAUUUGUAUAUGUUUUUAAGCUGUAACUUAUAGUUUACCUCAGCAACCAAAAGCUGGAGACAAUUUGUUUCUUUUGAUUUUAAUUCAAAACAGGUGAAAAUUACAAGACUGUUUCAUGAAAAUGUCAAACUUUAUGAUUUAGAUUUUGCUGGAAGGCACUACAACAUUUUGCUUUAAUAACUUAUUUCCCAGAAAUUAAAAACAAUAUAUUGACUGUGGUUAUUUAUUUAUUUAUUUUUUAGAACAUCUGCCCAGUCAAAGUGUGGAAAAUCUACCAACUCCGCUGACGUAUUUUCUUGUAACUUUACUUUAUUGGACAUUUUCAGUACUUUUUCCCAUCACUUCAGCUGCUUUUUGGGCACUUUUCAAUACAGUUUUAUAACUUAAAGAUGUUAUAUUUUUUACAUGUGGGCAGGUUUUCUGGAAAUUUCCAAGAUGUUCCUACAAAGAUAAAGAACAUCUGUCAACUGUAUGCAUAACUUGAAAGCAAAUGUUGGAUUGAAACCCCAAAAUAUAUGUGCUUUUAAAUAUCUUAGAUCAUUUAAAGACAUUUUUACACCUAAAUUGUCUGGAAAAGCAAAAUGAGAUAUUUAGGAAAGUCUAUUUUAUUACAAUAAUGACUAAAAUAAUUAAUAAAACAAUAGAAAAAAAGACAAUAAUAAAAAAAACACAAUUUAAAGAAAUCUUUCAUGAUGAAAGUAACAAAUUUAAUCAGAUUUUGGGAACAAAACUUGGAAAUUGUAAAUAAAAACUGUUAAAAUGAUUAAAUUCACUGCAUUUGAUUUACAUCUUAAGGUUUAAUAAAGUGCAGUUUGCUCCAAUUUGCUUGUAAAGUCAAAACCAAACCAGGAAGUAGCGGAUGUUGCAGUACAAAACAUAAAAAAAUUACAUUUUUAGACAAAUUUUUUUUUUUUUAAUUGUUCAACUGCAAUGCAUUGUGGUCUAUAUUCUGUUCUGUAGUGAACAUCGAUGCUAGGUUUUUGCAAAGACUUCUGG